UCCCAUCUCUCUCAUCUCUUCUAUUUACUGGAUCCGUUGUCCAAAGCGCUCAUCCGCACAUCUCGACCACGCUCUGGCGCCUCAAGUAAAUACUUGUUUGGGCACCAUGAACUUUUACAAAUCUGCAGCUCUCGCGCUCGACCAUCUUGAUAAGCACCAGGGAUCAGUAAAAGGGUCUUUGGCAGCUGCUGGUGUGAAAGCUUCAGGCGCUGAAGCCAAGCGUAUAUUAGCAUUGAUUAUCGAGACCCUCAAAUAUCGUCCUGUCCUCCAACAACUGCUUAAGACGGUCCCCAUCCUCGCACUUGAACGUACCACUUUCCCUUCCCGCACGCCCGCCAAGACCCCGACUUCACAAUCUCUCGUCCUCGUACUCUUACACGAUCUCCUCUUCUCAUCUAGGUCUCGUAUCGAAGCGUCCGAUAAAUGGCCACCCAAACCCGCUGUGAUGCGUCACCAAGCGAGGUUAAAGGCUGAACUUGUCAGAAUCCAAAUCAGGGAAGGCAAGACGAAAAAGGAAGACUUGGCAAAGACAAGUGGUGAAGGAGAGGCUGUGAGAUAUAUCCGAUAUAACCCCAAUGCAGGGAGACCUUUUGAAGAGCUCGGGGAGUAUCUGAAGAAGAAGGGAUAUACAAAGCUGGAUGAGCCUGUUUAUCCUAUACCUGAAGGAAAGUACUUUGCCGACCCGCACCUGUCAGACGUGUUGUUAGCCUUCCCAGGUUCAGCCAAUUGGUGGGUAAAUGAUGAAUGGUACGAGGGCGGAGGUGUAAUCCUCCAAGACAAGGCGAGUUGUUUCCCGGCUCGGGUUUUAAUGGAAGGAUGGGUGGAAGGUGAAGGAGAGUGUUUGGACGCUACGUCUGCACCAGGUAACAAAACUAGUUACGUUUCGGCUUUGAUGGCGAACAGGGGCAAACUCCAUGCAUUUGAGCGCUCUCCCAAUCGAUUCAAGACUCUUGAGAAGAUGCUCGAGAAAGCCCGCUGCUCCAACGUACAAGCUCAAAGAGCUGACUUCACAGACACUGAUCCUAAAAGUAAAGAGUUCAAGAAUGUCACACGCAUAUUACUUGAUCCGAGUUGUUCCGGUUCGGGGAUCGUCAACAGGUUGGACUAUCUCGUGGAUGACGAUGCCGAGGAAUCAGAUUCGAAAACAGAACGUCUAGAGAAGUUGGCGAGCUUCCAGCUUCAAAUGAUCCUUCACGCUUUCAAAUUUCCGUCAGCUCAACGGAUUGUCUAUUCCACAUGCUCUAUCCACCCUGAGGAAGACGAGCGUGUCGUCAUGGCGGCUCUGCAGUCGAAUACUGCCAAAGAGAAUGGAUGGGGUCUGGCAAGUCGAGAGUCCGUUCUACCCAAAUGGGAGAGAAGAGGAAGGCCUGAGGAAAUGGAAGGAGACGAGGAACUCGCCAACGGCGUGAUUCGGUGCCUUCCAGAAGACAAGACUAACGGAUUCUUCGUCUCAUGCUUCAUGCGUGGUGACACAGGCAUUCGACCUAAGGCCACAAAGAAAGCAAAGGAUCAACGACCACCCAAGCGUCCACUAAUAGAGGAACAGGAGGAGAUCGCUGAAGAAAAAGGUUCCCCUACUGUUGCUGUUGAUGAGGAGGGUGGCGAACAAGCUGGAAAACAAGACAGGCUGGCCGCGAAUAUCCCUCGGAAAGAAAAGACAAAAGCUCAGUUGGAGAGGGCUAAACGCAAGAAAGCUCAGCAGAAAGUUAAGGGGAAGAAGCGCAAGGUAGAGUUGUAACUGCUGACAAUGCAGUUGCUGCUAUUGAGAAUUGCUCGCUUUUGAUUUGAGCAAUGUCUGUUUAUCUGCAGUAUCGGCAUUCGGGAGAAGCAUGUAUGUGCAUUGUUGAGU
This is a messenger RNA of Cryptococcus deneoformans JEC21, 1849 nucleotides long. RefSeq names its product nucleus protein, putative. The transcript has 11 exons. Gene Ontology annotation, biological process: rRNA base methylation. The record is from RefSeq and is a predicted model, not a curated record. Gene Ontology annotation, molecular function: methyltransferase activity. The coding region runs from base 107 to 1738 and encodes 543 amino acids. Gene Ontology annotation, cellular component: nucleolus. Lineage: Eukaryota; Fungi; Basidiomycota; Tremellomycetes; Tremellales; Cryptococcaceae.